Molecule: messenger RNA, 694 nt
Organism: Eutrema salsugineum
Lineage: Eukaryota; Viridiplantae; Streptophyta; Magnoliopsida; Brassicales; Brassicaceae
Exons: 2
Coding region: 16-591 (191 amino acids)
Source: RefSeq, a predicted model, not a curated record
UUAUGUCAAGUGUAUAUGGAAAUUUCUCAAGACCCGAUAACAGGUGUUUAUCAAACAUCCGACAAGUUUUUGGAUCGUGUGGUGGAAGCUUUCGAAAAAGAGAAAGCUUCAACUUGGAGUGAGCAUACCAAAAAAUCUAUUCGAUCUCGAUUUCAAACAAUUGAGAGAGCAACAAGGAAGCUACAUGCAUGCAUCAAACAAUGUGAAAAUAGACGUCCAAGUGGUGCUUCAAAUGAUGAUAUUUUCAAUGAAGCUAAAGAAAUGCUAAUGGAAGAUCCAAACUUCAAAACCGGUUGGAAAUAUGAUCAUGUAUGGAGUAUUAUUAAGAAUUUUGAAAAUUUUAAAGAUGGUGUCACUUCCGCUAAAAAGGUAUCAAAUUCAUGUGGUUUCGAGUAUAUAUCUUCUGAGUCUGAAAAUCCUACACCAGAUUCUGCUACAAAAGCAUCUGCAGGUUUUUCUACAUUUUCUAUAAACUUAGCUGAUGAAGACGACUUUAGUGGCGGAUCUCCAUCUCAACGACCAAUUGGAGUGAAAAAAUCCAAAUUGAAAAGAAAAGUUGAUGAUCAAACAUGGCUGUUAUCCAAACUUUAGAAGAAGGAAAUAGACAACUUGUGGAAGAGUUAAAGAAGACAAGUGCACAAAGACAACACCACUUGGAGAUUCAAAGUAAGAAUUAUGCAUUAAAAAAACUCAA